GCCAACUUCACUCUUGUCAGAGUACUAUUUUGCCGGAUUGUAUCCGCUUACUUCAGGUCUCUUUUGCUGUCCCCCAAUUUGAUCAAUUGUUUCUCCAUUCGGUGUCCUAUUCACCCUUUACGCCCCGAGUAAUUUACCCCGCGCAUCACCGAUCAUCGACCGAAAUGGAUCUCGUCAACCACCUCGAAGGAAGACUACUCUUCGCCGUUCCUAAGAAGGGUCGUCUUCAACAAGCUACCUUGGACCUCCUGGCUGGUGCCGACAUCCAGUUCCGUCGCGAAACCCGCUUGGACAUCGCCUUGGUGAAGAACUUGCCGAUCGCGCUCAUCUUCCUCCCUGCCGCUGAUAUCCCGACUUUUGUGGGCGAAGGGCGCGUGGAUCUCGGUAUCACAGGUCGCGACCAGGUUGCCGAGCACGAUGCCCAGCUUCCCAGCGGUGAGGUUUCCGGCGUGGAGGAAGUGAUGGACCUUGGCUUCGGCGCCUGCAAGUUGCAGGUUCAGGUUCCUGAGAAGGGCAACAUCACGGAAGCCCGCCAGCUGGUGGGCCGUAACGUCGUUACCAGCUUCACCGCCCUUACCGAGGCCUUUUUCACCAAGCUCGAGGCUGAGGUUGAAGGCAGCCCGAAGACUAAGAUCAAGUAUGUCGGUGGCAGUGUUGAGGCUGCCUGCGCUUUGGGUGUGGCCGAUGGUAUCGUUGAUCUGGUUGAAUCCGGUGAGACCAUGAAGGCUGCUGGCCUCAAGGCCAUUGACACCGUUGUUGAGACCAUCUCUGUGCUGGUCAAGUCCCGGAACACCCAGAAUCCUCUGGUUGACCUGAUCGCUUCCCGCAUUCGUGGUGUUAUCACCGCCCAGAAGUACGUCCUGUGCCAGUACAACAUCCCCCGCGCGGAAUUGUCGACCGCCUCCAGCAUCACUCCAGGCAAGCGCGCCCCCACGGUGACUGCCUUGGAUCAGGAUGGCUGGGUGGCCGUCAGCGCAAUGGUUGAGAAGAAGAAGAUUGCUACCGUCAUGGAUGAGCUGAUUAAGGUUGGCGCCACGGACAUUCUCGUCCUGAACAUUGCCAACUCGAGAGCUGCCUAAAAUGCUAUGCCAAUAAGUUCUGGGCAGCGCUUGUUUCAUUCAUUAUUGGUUUUGAACGUUCAUGAUGAUCUCCUUUUUGCAUUGGGCGUGAUAUAUUUAUUUCUUAGUUUUACUUCCUCUUGUAUGAUUACCCAGCAUUUUGUUCAAAAUAGAAGGAUUGGGUUCAAAUUGUGAAGUGGUUGGUUAGGGAUAAAGGCUAGACACUUAUCGAGUUGAUGAUGAUGAUGAUUUCAUAGGCUUUGAUUGAGUAGUUGGAUGUUCUAUGGUGGUGGCCUCUAACCGGGUCAAUUUCUU
Aspergillus aculeatus ATCC 16872 is the source of this 1373-nucleotide messenger RNA. RefSeq names its product ATP phosphoribosyltransferase. Gene Ontology annotation, biological process: L-histidine biosynthetic process. The transcript is spliced from 5 exons. Gene Ontology annotation, cellular component: cytoplasm. The record is from RefSeq and is a predicted model, not a curated record. Lineage: Eukaryota; Fungi; Ascomycota; Eurotiomycetes; Eurotiales; Aspergillaceae. Gene Ontology annotation, molecular function: magnesium ion binding; ATP phosphoribosyltransferase activity. The coding region runs from base 165 to 1079 and encodes 304 amino acids.